Anopheles nili is the source of this 3449-nucleotide messenger RNA. It is a transcript of the gene Smg5, whose product is annotated as nonsense-mediated mRNA decay factor SMG5. Gene Ontology annotation, biological process: nuclear-transcribed mRNA catabolic process, nonsense-mediated decay. The transcript is spliced from 5 exons. Gene Ontology annotation, cellular component: telomerase holoenzyme complex. The coding region runs from base 15 to 3449 and encodes 1144 amino acids. The record is from RefSeq and is a predicted model, not a curated record. Gene Ontology annotation, molecular function: telomeric repeat DNA binding; telomerase RNA binding; protein binding. NCBI's taxonomy places the organism in Eukaryota, Metazoa, Arthropoda, Insecta, Diptera, Culicidae.
AGUGCAUCCUAGCCAUGGAAUAUUCUAGCAACGACGUGAAGCUUCUCUUCAAGUCCGUCUACACCUUGGUGAAAGGGCAGGACGAACUGAAGUCGACGCUCUCGGUGGAUGAAAUCCUGCAGUCUGACUUUCAGCUUAGCCACCGUUUGCUGGUGUCGCAAUGCAUUCAGCUAAUAUUUGAAGAUUUCGAAGGCGUAGGUCAGAAAUCACGCGAAAUUCUGUGGCGCAAGGGCUACUAUGAUGUGAUUUGUGUGCUGAAGCGUCAGAAAGGACGUACGAGCGAAGCUACGCUGCUGGCUGCAGCCGAUCGGUUGAUUCGUGAAGGUAUCAACUACUUCAAGGCCAUAGUACUUCGUUUCGUGCAGAUCUUUAACUUGGACUCGCUGCGAUGCCUGAUCGAUUUCAAUUUGCUAGAGGGCUAUGACGCAGAAGCUUUGCGAGAGGAAUCUGGAUGCUAUUCGUUGCUGCAACUGGAAACUGUCGAGGAAUCGAAAAACGUCGUAAAGGAGCUGUACACCAACCAAGAGAUUUCCUAUGCCUUAGAAACGAUCCAUUCCCUGCUUAUAUCGUUGGGCGAUCUGCACCGCUACCAGCUUGAGUUUGGCAUAGGUUCCCGCGUCGAGUUGCGGGAGCGAACCCGCAGAUAUUACAUGCAGGCGUUUAAGCUAAACCCCAAGGUGGGCAUGGCACAGAACCAAAUGGGUAUGCUGGCGGGUGGGCAGAAUAGCCACCUGAACGCGGUGUAUCACUAUCUGUAUUCACUAUGCUGCGCUAUUCCGUUCGAGUGUAGCGAAACGAACGUGAAUGUGAUCUUCCAGAAGAAGAUCCGACACCUGGAGAACGGAGGCGGUAUGGUAGCAAGCGUCAUGGAAGGCGAAGAUCAAAUGGUGGAAGACUUUAUCGCUACUUUUCUGUUGGUUGUGGACGUUUUCUUCUACGACAAGGUGGUGACUGGCUUCAAUAAUCUCUGCCAUUCGGUGUUGAUGGAUCUGAAAAAAAUCUUAAGUAUUCGUCAGCUGUUGGAAGAUUACUACCUGACCGAUGAAAUGCUAUUCCAGAUCGUCUCGAUACUGUUUUUCUGUAUGCAUCGCAUCAAGCUGAUCAACUCCGACAAGAUAUACAGCUUGAACGCGUUUCUGGUGGCGCUCUGUUCCGAACUUCUGCAGUGGUGCAUGAACAGCUUCGAAAAGUUCGCGAACGAGCGCACCCGUGAGGAUGUUUGCUUCCAGGAGCUCUAUCUUCAGCGGUAUCAAUGCUACGACGAACAGGUUCACCGCGCUCGAAACUUAGUAAAACAAGGCGCUGCGAUGUAUUCGAAAGAUCAAAAGUCCUCAUCUGGCGUUGAGGAAGGAACGGGCAGUCAGGAUAGUCGGCGAGGCAUGCUUAACAAGGAAAAUGGGGUUGGCAAUAUCACGGACAAGCGGAAUGUAGCGGUUAAUGGCAGUUCGAAAAAGGCCGCCGGUCGUGGCAAGAAACAAUCACGUCGUCGAAGAAGGUCCUACUCGAACGGAACAGAUUCUGAAGAUGAUGAGAAUUAUGCAGACGAACAUAAUAGACAUGAGAAUGAGGAUGAAGACGAUUCCGACAACGAUUACUUUGAUGAAUCUGAAUCGGAUUCUAGUUGCGAAGAUGACGAUGAAGAAGAAGAGGAUAUUAUGUCGUUGUCGACGUACGGAUCGUACGAUGAAUAUUCCGGCGAAGAGGAAGAUGGUGUAGCUGAUCAUGGUCGUUCAGAACGCGAAAAUAAAAUUGAUCAGCUACUAGCAAGCGAGCAAUCAGGUAGUCCUUCGGGCAACGGAACGGCUCCCGAGCAACUGAAAUUCAAAAAGCGUUACCAAAAGCUGGAUCCAAACAUCGUGCUACAGUUUGCCCAGGGCGAACGAACGCUGCGCUCGCUAAAGAUUUUGUUCGAUUGGUUGUUGUGUAACAUGGACGUGCUGCAUAACUGCUACCAAACGAACCCAGAGUUUCUGCACAACAUCAUGAAAUUGCUGAACUACUUUAAUGUUGACAUCUUUACCAAUCGCUUCUUCUUCACCCGUGACAUGAUCACCGUAUCAGGUCUGCGCGAGAACCUGCAGGAAAUCUUCACCGCCCGCCGUACUAUUCCGCUACAGGAGGAUGUGAUGAUGAAACGCUUUCCGCUGUUCGAACCGACCCAGGAGAGUUUGCUUUGGGAAGCUCAAUACAAGCUGGCCGUCAGCAAUGAGGAUGAAAAUUUCUUGCGUCUGAUGAAGAUGGUGGAUUUCGGGUUUACGGUGUGUAAAUCGAAAAAGUUCGACUACUGCUUCCUGCCAAAGGUGCGCGCAUUCAAACCGCGUACCGUGGCCGGUGGCUCGAAUCGUAACAACCAAAUGUCGAAAGGUCAACGGAAUGGCAAGCAAAAACGGAAAGGCGACACAGCAGGAAAGGCUGCCCCAGGGGCCAAGCGAGACUGGAAUGGAGGUGGAGGUGAUGCUCCCAAUCGUAGCCGUGGUUUGUCGUACAGUCAAUCUCGCAAUGGACGUUUCGGGCAGGGUCCAGUCGUCGAAGGUUUUAACAGAAACACAGGCGUUUCUAACGAAAACAAAUUUCGUCGGCGUGGCCACGCGUGCGAUGGCGAGGAGUCUGGUGAUAUGCACAUGAUGGUGCGGGAUUGCAAACGGCAACAACGCAAUCGCCAACGGAAGCAUGGCCAGCAGGUGACCAAGGAAUUGGAACAGGAAAAUUACCUAACCACUACUGCUCCGACCCUGUUUACAAAGAAAGGAUACCUACGCAAUCGCGAAAAUGGAAUAUUUUUGCAACGAAAGGAUAACAAUUAUCACGGUGCUGGUGAAUACCACGGCGGGGAUGGCAUGCACCGUGAGGGAAAUGGGACACACGAGAGAGGAGACAUAAACGCGCUCAUGGGGAAGCUUUGGCUGCGUAACGAGGUUGAAACGCUCGAAACAAAGGUUAAUAAACGAGCAGUAAACGUUACUCUGACUCCGUAUUUGGUGCUUGAUUCGAAGUGCCUCACUGAAUAUACAUCGAUCGUGAAGAAUUUGAUCAAAACGAAGAAAUUUGUCGUUUUGAUACCGAUAAGUGUUUUGGGCGAUUUGGAUGAACUUAAAAAGCACAGCGAAGGUGCCCGAAAUGCCAUCAAGUGGCUCGAGGUGGAGUUCAGCAAGGGAAAUCGUUUUCUGCGAGCUCAAAAGACCCAUGAAAUGCUCCCGAUGCCAUUGGUGAAGAUACCGAAGAAGCUGGAUCGUGAUGGUGCGGUUUUUAGCCAGAUUGUGCAGUUUUGCAAUUACAUCGUGACGAACCAGGCCGACAACGACAGCACGGACAUCAUUACCUAUCUUUCGGGAGACGGGUUGCAGGAUCGCAAACUCGGCAAUGGCAGCAGUUACACUGGCAUCCUGGAGGCCAUUCCGGUCAAGUUUGAGCAGAUCGUCACGUUCUAUUCCAGCUACAAACGGAAAUGA